UUCUGUUGUUGAUCUUUUUUAAGACUAAAUAUAAAAGUCUUCUCAUAUUAAAUGAAAGGCUUCAGUGAUGGUUGUUAUGUCCUACAGAACCAGUGAUGGUUGUUAUGUCCUACAGAACCAGUGAUGGUUGUUAUGUCCUACAGAACCAGUGAUGGUUGUUAUGUCCCUACAGAACCAGUGAUGGUUGUUAUGUCCUACAGAACCAGUGAUGGUUGUUAUGUCCUACAGAACCAGUGAUGGUUGUUAUGUCCUACAGAACCAGUGAUGGUUGUUAUGUCCUACAGAACCAGUGAUGGUUGUUAUGUCCUACAGAACCAGUGAUGGUUGUUAUGUCCCUACAGAACCAGUGAUGGUUGUUAUGUCCUACAGAACCAGUGAUGGUUGUUAUGUCCCUACAGAACCAGCAUUUUAUCUCAGCACAUGGAACAAAUAUAAUAAAGAUCUUAUUUUUGGCUUUUUAAAAAUCUUCCUUCUUUAUACUUCUUCUCUUUUGCAAUAGUUGAAGGUUCCUGGUGUCCCUGAUUAGAGAAGGUGGGUUCUGUUGUAUGUUUAUCAUGCUGUGAUGCCCCCUGCUGGUGAGUCAGUGCAGUGCAGCUUGGUGUGUGUGAGAGCUUCAUGAACAUUUACAUGUAAAAUUAUUCUUGAUGAGUGAUAAUGUUAUUAUUUAUUCCUCUACAGCUUCAGUGAGGCUUCAGUCUUCAUUUCCUUUCUCUUUAUCUACCUUUUGUGCUGGAUGGCUAGAGGUCGCUGGUUUUGGAGAUUCUGCACCUGUCCACCAGGGGGCAGCAGUGUAAACAAAUACACCCGGUUUUUCUGUUGCUUUUAUAUAUAUUUUUUCUUUUGCAUGUAUGUUUUUUUUCUUGGCGGUUCGUUCAUAUAUAUUUUUAUUUUAUUUUAAUUGAAACGUUUUAUAUAAAUGUUUUAAUUAUCUACUUUCAACGGUGUCUCUUAUUAUGGGAUGGUGAAAUGGACCCACAUACUAGCUCACAGGUAAACUGAUCCAUCACCGCCUCAUGUUGCCAUGACAACAUCUCUCUAUCCGUCUCUUUUUACUUCUUCCUGAAGAGAGCAGCUCUCGUGGUUAAUGAUGACGUCAUUACUUUCAUUAUUUUAUUAUCCACAGUAACUUUCAGAUACAUGUGAAUUACUGAUGUUGUGACAGUGUCUGAGUCUCUAUCCACCUCUCUGAUGUUAAACACACUCCGGGGGUCUGGAGGGUCUCUUUACACCUCAAACCACGGAAAACUCAACUGCGUUGCCAUUGGCUGCCCCUGUAGGCUCCGCCCCUGUGUACAUGCAGCUGUGGUUCAUGGUGUUGAUGGCAGCUGUGGCUUUGAUCCUGUUCGGGAUUUCUUUGGGUGUCGGUCUGCACAGAGCUCUGUCCCGCCCACCGUAUGCCCGGGAACGCCCCCCUCUCAUCCCCUUGCCCCUGCAGCCCCGCAGCCCACGGGGCAUUUACCCCCCCAGCAACGCCUACCUGUUCGAUACGAUUCCGGAUGCGACCAGUUCACCGAACACCAUCACACUAAAAGCCUUCACCAUGCGCAUGGAGGAAGUGAUUGACAGUAAAAUGGUCGGAAACGGUGAUGGUGCAGCUGAGGGUCAGAUAGGCGUCGUUACUGUCUCAGCUGUCCACAUGGAGUCUCAAGAUAUUACCCAGAAUCCUCUGCGGCGCAGCGUGAGCCAGCUGAUUGACCGGAAAGUGGGGGAGGGGCAGGAUGACACGUGGGAUCCUCAUUUCAGAGCUCAUGACAGCGGAAUGGUGAGAAUCCCAGUUUAACAUUCGAUGAGGAGUUUGUGGACACCAUUAAAGGUUUCAGCACCGUGAGGAAAGAGCACACCAUGUUCACCGACACCAACCUCUGACCCCUGAGCACGUGGGCCAGCGUUCAGAGUCGCAGGGGUAAAGAACAUCAUCAACACCACGGAGAGUGACACCAGCACACGGACACGCCGUCUCGGCCAAUCAGUGCGGGAGGAGAUGCGGAGGCGGGAUCACGCGGUGCGAUGGUCAGGUUCAGAGGAUCUGAGGAUUUAAUUGAACUAAUAACCUCCUGUUAAAGAGGCUCUGUGUGUAUUAGUGUAAUAACGUCUUCAUGUUUAAUAGUAAAAUAAAGUUUGGUUGAUUUUAGUGCAGCAUGUUCACGUUAGUCCUGUUAAAGAGUUAGCUAGAAAUGCUAAUGUGUUCUUUUUAAACAAACAAAUCAAUAAAAAAUAAUCUACAGAACAAUUUUUUAGCACUUUAGCGUUUAUUCCAAAUGAAUCAUGAGGCAUAAAAGCGUAUGUACAGUUACAGAGCAUGAGCUGGUUAUAAAACUAAAGACACGAAUCAUUAUGAGGUAAAAAGCUGCUGUAGAAAUAACUCCAUGUAUAAAAUAUCAGGCAGUUACAAAAAAAACA
Molecule: messenger RNA, 2400 nt
Organism: Tachysurus fulvidraco (yellow catfish)
Lineage: Eukaryota; Metazoa; Chordata; Actinopteri; Siluriformes; Bagridae
Product: usherin
Exons: 5
Coding region: 1295-1780 (161 amino acids)
Source: RefSeq, a predicted model, not a curated record